AUGGUGACGGAGAAUAAGAAGAAGCGCGGCUUGAUUAUCGUCUCAAACCGUCUUCCACUAUCUGUCAAGGAAGAAAAUGGUACAUACAAGUCCAGCUUAUCCAGCGGUGGACUUGUAACAGCCCUGUCGGGUCUGACAAAGUCAACGAACUUCCGCUGGUUCGGCUGGCCUGGCAAGGCUAUCGAGGACCCAGAGGAGCAGAAAAAGGUCUCAGACGCUCUAGCAGAGAAUAGCGCGGUGGGAAUCUUCCUGAGCGAGCAGUUGGCGCAAGACCAUUACAACAAAUUCUCGAACUCCGUCCUUUGGCCCAUUCUCCAUUACCAGUCUGGAGUUGCCUUCAAUGAAGAUGCAUGGGAAGCGUAUCAGCGUGUGAACGAGAUCUUCGCCGAUACGGUCGCCAAAGAAGCGGCUAAUGGGGAUCUUAUCUGGGUUCAUGAUUACCAUCUAUUGCUCCUGCCUUCUCUCUUGCGUGAGCGACUGAAGAAGCAAGGGAAGAAUUGCCCGAUUGGAUUUACUUUGCACACCCCAUUUCCUGCGGAGGACUUUUGGAGGGCGAUUCCUGUGCAGAAGGAUUUACUUAAGGGGUUGCUUGCUUGCGAUGUGAUUGGGUUCCACACGGAUGAGUAUCGGCGGAACUUUACUGAGAGCUGUGAACGUAGUUUGGGCGCCAAUGCUGAGAAAGAAGGCCAGCUUGAAUACGAAGGACACACAGCCUGUGUUGGUACGUUUGUGGUCGGGAUCGACCCGCAGAAAUUCAACGACUCUAUGCAAGAUCCGGACGUUCAGAAACGUAUCAAAGAGUUAGAAAGGCGUUAUGAGGGCAAAACUGUCAUUAUCGGUGUGGAUCGGUUGGAUUAUACUAAGGGUCUAGUCCAGAAGCUCGAGGGGUGGGAUCAUUUCCUUAAGACCUAUCCCGAAUUGGAGGGCAAGGUCACCCUGAUUCAAGUGGCUAUACCCAGUCGUGAGGAUGUGAAAGAGUAUCAGGAGCUUGAGGAGGAAAUUUCUACACUUGUCGGCAAGAUCAAUGGAGAGCAUGCUACACCCGAUGGAACACCACUCAUUUACAUGCACCGGUCUGUCUCUUUCACUGAACUAACGGCCUUGUACUGCAUUUCCGAUAUCUGCCUCCUCACCUCCCGAAGAGACGGCAUGAACCUCGUGGCGUCUGAAUACGUGGCUUGUCAGGAGAAUAAGCAUGGAGUCCUUGUGCUCUCCGAACUUGCAGGGGCUGCCUCUUUCAUGUCUGGUGGCAGCGUAACCUUCCACCCAUCUAGUGUACAGGAACUGUCAGAUGCAGUCCACCAAGCAAUCAGUAUGGACGACAAGGAGAGGAAGGAACGAUAUGAGAAUCUACGAGAAUUUAUCACCACCCACACAAGGCAAGUUCCGGAUCUCAUUCUUUUUAUACUUAUACUAAGCUAA
Messenger RNA from Aspergillus oryzae RIB40, 1422 nucleotides. RefSeq names its product trehalose-6-phosphate synthase. The transcript is spliced from 4 exons. Gene Ontology annotation, cellular component: cytosol; alpha,alpha-trehalose-phosphate synthase complex (UDP-forming). Gene Ontology annotation, molecular function: catalytic activity. Lineage: Eukaryota; Fungi; Ascomycota; Eurotiomycetes; Eurotiales; Aspergillaceae. Gene Ontology annotation, biological process: trehalose biosynthetic process; cellular response to heat. Bases 1 to 1422 code for a protein of 473 amino acids. The record is from RefSeq and is a predicted model, not a curated record.